UAUACAUAUCCACGUAAUGUAUUGAGAGAGAGUUUCAUACCUCGUCAACAACGCCUUGCAAUAUCGACUGGCGUCGAGUGAAAAGAGAGUAAAAAGGAGUAAACAGAAUCAACCCGGAGAUCAACUCUGAUUGGCUCCAUAUCCUCCCCCCUCUCUCUCUGUAUUCCAAAUGGACUCUCCGGGCAGCGGUAAGACAACGGUACCGACCAAAAUAUCCAUCAGACGCAACGGCCUCAGCAGACGGUCGCCUCGAGCGUGCCAGUCUUGUCGAGCAAGAAAGGUCAGAUGCGACGUCACCAAGACGAAGUCACCGUGCACCAACUGCAGACUCGACAACAAGACGUGCGUUCUUCCGGUGAGCAAACGGCGGCAUGCCGGGGACCGCGUCCUGUGUCCGUCUUUCCUCGAAGCCCGGAAAAAUGGUGAAGAACAGAGUCCCAUUUGUGACGCCAUCAUCGAUUUCGAAGAUGUACGGACGACUAUCAAAACAGAACAGCCCUCGAUGCAGCAGAAAAGUCACCAAAGGGCGGCAGCGGUCCACGGGAAGACGCUCACCCUCUCGCCCGGUGAUUUCGGAACACUACCCAUAAUCGACUUCUUCAAUCCCCCGCUAGACAAGAUAACCCAGAACUCGAAGUCAGACCCAGUGGCAUCGUAUCCUUCUCCUACAUCUACGGUCAUCAGUGACCAAUCCCAGUGUCUUACCCUCCCUUCCUUCAUCACACCAUUGUCCACAAACAUUUCUCCAGAGGACCUCGACUUCCUCCGAAGCAAAGGAGCCUUUGAUAUUCCCGAUGCCCCGAUCCGAGACUUGCUCCUCCAGGCAUAUAUGCAAUGGGUCCACCCUUUUACACCCAUGCUUGAUCUCGAGGGGAUCUUGACGGCCGUCUUCAGCAACGGCGGAAAACGCACAGUCAGCCUCCUUGUCUUCCAGUCCUUACUCUCUGCUGCCACGGCAUUCAUAGGCAACAGCCUAGAGGAAGGAUGCCGAAAAUCAGUCAGAAGGAUCUGUUUCGACCGCGCCAGGUUACUGCAUGACUUCGAUGUCGAAUCGGACCGUCUGUCAAUCAUCCAAUCCGCCAUUCUGCUUAGCUUCUGGGACGGCGAUUCAGGUACACUGAGAGACAAUUAUCACUGGAUGGGUGUCGCGACAAUGCAUGCCAGCAGUCUCGGUUGGGACUCGAAUAUAGAUUUUACUUCAUGCUCAGGUUCUUCAGUCACGACAAGACUUACCUGGUGGUCACUCCUAAUCAGAGAUCGUCUGAUGGCGGUUACUCUAAGGAGACCGGUGCAGUUCAAACCGGAUACAACGAGCAUGCCAUCGCUCGAGAUUGAUGACCUUCGAUCAGACUCACUCCAUCGAGCCAUAAAAGAGACUUCACUUAUUCAACCUGGGAAUCCGGGUGAGUGUGUGAUUCUGUCACAAUGCUGCAUUGCCUUGGCGCAACUGGCGUUGCAUAUUGAGAAAGUGUUAUCAUCACACUAUGAACCUCAAAGGACACAAAUUGCCCGUGGGAGACGACCAUCCACAAUCUCACUGAUCCCUCGUUCCAGCGAGCUGACGGACAUCGAGAUUAGCGUCUGCGGAGAUGAGCUCCAACACUGGUUCCAACAAUUGCCAGUCAGCGUGCACUCGGAUCAAUCCCAGGGAGGGAUCAUUGGAGUUGCCAACGAGCACAAGGUUGUUAGGGUGCACAAGGCCUUGUUAACGGGAUAUUAUUGCAUGACACUCAUGACAAUAUAUAGACCGCUGGCUAACCCAUCAGGUCGCGGCCAAACAAAUGCAGACUUGACAGCGUCUUCUGCAAAAAUGGUCUGUCAAUCGGCGAGGUCAGUUACCGAAAUUUUCAGCGACCUAUACGCUGAGGACUUGGUACAGUUUCUGCCAGAGACUGCCAUUGCAGCCUUGGAGCCCACGGCCGUCACUCAUCUCCUGUACAGCAUGUCUCAGGACGAUAUGGUCCGAGAAAUCAGCUUUCAGAAAUUUUACCUUUGCUGGCGAAUCCUGCUUGAAUUUGCAAAGUCAUAUCAGCUUGCAGACACCACAAUCUCAAUGUUGAAUACGGCAGCAUACCGAAUGAAGGAGGAUGCCAAACAUUCGACGAUGGAUGCAACUGGUGGUCCCACUCCAGUUUCGGUCGAAGUGCUAAAGAGCCCAGCAUCAAUAUUCCAUGUCGAGGAUAGUAGCAUGCCAGCCAUGACAAAGCUGGUUUCAGGAUCAGGAAUAGAAAAGGACCAGGUACAUCAGCCUCACGAGGAGGACGACGAUGAUCUUGCCAACAGCUUCAUAAUGUCCUUACCUGAUCUAGAACUGGAUGACUUCGAUCAACUGUUGCCGUGGGACGCAACGGAAUCAAUUUGGUAGCGCUAUCAUUUAAAAUAUCAUGACAUUUCGGGUUGCCAAAUCAAAUCGUCCCAUAUCCAUGCUUGAGUAGUAUUGUCAAAAGUAUUGGACGUCCUGAUGUCUUGUAGCGAUAGCAGCGCAUCGCUGAAAUUGCCCAUACAGAUGUCCCGGGGAAUCUCUGGUGACUGAUCCGGGAAACUUCGUAGAGUGUCCAUGCUUGGAAAGUCGUCGGCGUUGUUCAGAGGAGGAUCAAAAUCAACCCUCGGAAACCUCUGUUGUCUGGUCUGCUCAGUGUCCACUGGAUUCGAGUUGUCGCGGCUCCCCGUCACAGCCUGGUCUGACUCACCGGCCUUGGCGGAAGCGUCACCCUCAACGAGCAAUGCUUUCAUCUCCUCCGCCAGUAUAAGUCGCAAGAGUUCUUCGAGGAUAACACCGCAUUGAUCUGAGAUCGUUGUACGAUACUCGUAUAAACGAGGAAGCUUGAUGAUCUUGCUUACAGCACGUUUAGCUUGAUGGGCCUGGUCGGAGAGCGGAUCUGAGAGAGCAAAUAUCCCAAGCACGACACCAGCGGUGAAUGAUUGAAUCCCGACAUAAGCACCUCCGUGAGUUUCCCGUGAGGCAGACAGGAUUUCAGCGUGGUCACCAAUCUUGGAGGUUCUCAUGGCAGAUACCCAACACUGGUACCUGCUUAUUUUGAUCAUCUCAUUGAGAUCACUGGAGCUUUGAUUCGAGACCUCCCCAAAGGUUCCUUGAACUUGGCCGCUGUCGUUCAGUGAUGGCCAUGACGGUGCUCGAUUCAUGGUAAACAAGGGGCGGUGCAAAACUAGCUGAAUGUUGUCGUAUGACAGCUGGAGAACAAGCGCCUGUAGUUGAAAGAUCUUGAUCAUUCGUUGAUCACCCUCAUUAUCUGCUGUCACUCUGAGAUUCGAAAGGCGAAGUUCCGGGGGUAUGCUCUUUUCCCAUUGCUGGAGUCGGUCGUUGAUGGUCUUGAUCUUUGUGGCGACAUAAUCCC
Exophiala oligosperma is the source of this 3356-nucleotide messenger RNA. RefSeq lists its product as uncharacterized. Gene Ontology annotation, biological process: regulation of DNA-templated transcription; DNA-templated transcription. The coding region runs from base 170 to 2365 and encodes 731 amino acids. The record is from RefSeq and is a predicted model, not a curated record. Lineage: Eukaryota; Fungi; Ascomycota; Eurotiomycetes; Chaetothyriales; Herpotrichiellaceae. Gene Ontology annotation, molecular function: DNA-binding transcription factor activity, RNA polymerase II-specific; DNA binding; zinc ion binding. The transcript has a single exon.